AUGCCCUCGUCCCCUCCCGCCGAGUUCAACAUUGCCCACGGCGGUGACGACGAUGACGAUAUUGACGAGGAGGCUCAGAUCCAAGAUGACCUGGAUGAACUCGAUGAGAUGGCCGAGGACGAUGUCGACUUGUUCCGUGAGGGCUUCGAGGCCGAUUACCGAGAUCGAGAAAACGACACCUACGAAGGCAUCGACCUCGAUGAGGCAGACUACGCCGACAUGGAUCUAGGUGCCCGACGACAGCUGGAGUCCCAACUCAACCGAAGAGACCGAGAGGUAGCCCGCCGACAGCGAAUCCCCGCAGCUUUCCUCCCCGGCGACGACGAUGAAGGCGAUAUUGAUCUGACUGCCCAACCCCGCCGCCGACGCCACCAUUACGACGAGGACCCUGACGAUGUCAUGGACACCGAUAUCAUGGCCGAGGAGUUGUCUCUCGAGGCUCUCGGUGAUGUAAAGGCUGCGAGCUUGACCGAGUGGGUGUUGCAACCGUCCGUCCAGCGAACCAUCAAGCGAGAGUUCAAAGCCUUCUUGACAUCGUACACCGACACGUCUGGAUCGUCUGUCUACGGUAACCGCAUCCGAACCCUCGGUGAGGUCAAUGCCGAGUCCCUAGAGGUCUCAUACGAGCACCUUUCGGAAAGCAAGGCCAUUCUUGCUUACUUCUUGGCCAAUGCCCCCGCCGAGAUGCUCAAGCUCUUUGACGACGUCGCCAUGGACGUCGUCCUCCUCCAUUAUCCCGAUUACGAGCGCAUUCACUCGGAGAUUCACGUGCGCAUCUUCGAUCUCCCUGUCCACUACACCCUCCGUCAGCUUCGUCAAUCUCAUUUAAACUGCUUGGUACGAGUCAGUGGUGUCGUUACUCGACGAUCCGGCGUUUUCCCCCAGCUCAAGUAUGUCAAGUUUGACUGCUCCAAGUGUGGCGAGACCCUGGGACCCUUCCAGCAGGAGUCCAAUGUCGAGGUCAAGAUCAGCUACUGCCAGAGCUGCCAGUCUCGUGGUCCCUUCACCCUCAACUCUGAGAAGACGGUCUACCGAAACUACCAGAAACUCACUCUCCAAGAGUCGCCUGGCACUGUCCCCGCUGGUCGAUUGCCCCGCCACCGAGAGGUCAUUCUUCUCUGGGAUCUCAUUGACAAGGCAAAGCCUGGAGAGGAGAUUGAAGUGACGGGAAUCUACCGCAACAACUACGAUGCUCAGCUCAACAACCGCAACGGUUUCCCCGUGUUUGCUACCAUUCUCGAGGCCAACAACGUUGUCAAGUCCCAUGACCAGCUGGCUGGUUUCCGGAUGACGGAGGAAGACGAGCAUGAGAUUCGCAAGCUAGCCCGAGACCCCAACAUCAUCGACAGGGUCAUCAACUCGAUUGCCCCUAGCAUCUACGGACACACAGACAUCAAGACAGCCGUGGCUCUUUCCCUGCUAGGCGGAGUGUCCAAGGUUACCAAGGGCAUGCAUCACCUGCGAGGAGACAUCAACGUGCUCCUCCUUGGUGAUCCCGGUACUGCCAAGUCCCAAGUGCUCAAGUACGUUGAGAAGACGGCACACCGUGCUGUGUUUGCCACUGGUCAGGGUGCCAGUGCAGUCGGUCUGACGGCUAGUGUCCGUCGAGAUCCUCUGACGAGCGAGUGGACAUUGGAGGGCGGUGCUUUGGUGCUUGCUGACCGAGGAACCUGCCUGAUUGACGAGUUUGACAAGAUGAACGAUCAAGAUCGAACAUCCAUCCACGAAGCCAUGGAGCAGCAGACCAUUUCCAUCUCCAAGGCCGGUAUCGUGACAACACUGCAGGCUCGAUGUGGUGUUAUUGCCGCAGCCAAUCCCAUCGGUGGCCGAUACAACUCUACAAUUCCAUUCUCCUCAAACGUUGAGCUGACAGAGCCUAUCCUGUCACGUUUCGAUAUCCUCUGCGUGGUCCGCGAUACGGUUGAGCCAGAGGAAGACGAGCGCCUUGCCAGGUUCAUUGUGGGCUCACACAGCCGUAGCCACCCCUUGGCACAGCAAGACUCGAUGGAGGUUGAGCACGAUUCGGCGCAGAUGGAGACUCAGGGUACAUCGACAUCUUUGAAGCACGAGGGCGAGAUCCCGCAAGAGCUUCUGCGAAAGUACAUUCUGUACGCCCGAGAACGGUGCAAGCCGAAGCUGUAUCACGUGGAUGAGGACAAGAUUGCACGGUUGUUCGCCGACAUGAGACGAGAGUCUCUGGCUACGGGAGCCUACCCAAUUACGGUCCGUCAUUUGGAGGCUAUCAUCCGAAUUAGCGAGGCAUUCUGCCGAAUGCGACUGUCGGAAUACUGCUCGACGCAGGACAUUGACCGAGCCAUUGCGGUGACGGUCGACAGCUUCGUAGGCAGCCAGAAGGUGAGCUGCAAAAAGGCGCUAGCGAGAGCGUUCGCCAAGUACACGCUUGCGCGGCCAGGUAGCCAGAAGAGAGGCGGAGGCAACAGCCAGAGGCGUCAAACGGCGGUGGCGAGCUGA
This is a messenger RNA of Ilyonectria robusta, 2472 nucleotides long. Its product is annotated as MCM2/3/5 family-domain-containing protein. Lineage: Eukaryota; Fungi; Ascomycota; Sordariomycetes; Hypocreales; Nectriaceae. The record is from RefSeq and is a predicted model, not a curated record. The transcript has 2 exons. Gene Ontology annotation, cellular component: MCM complex; nucleus. Bases 1 to 2472 code for a protein of 823 amino acids. Gene Ontology annotation, molecular function: single-stranded DNA helicase activity; ATP binding; single-stranded DNA binding. Gene Ontology annotation, biological process: DNA replication; mitotic DNA replication initiation; double-strand break repair via break-induced replication.